CUAGAAGGAUUAUCUUCUGAUCGAAAUACUAAUCAACUUCCUACUACUUUCAUGCAUUUGAAGAAGGCCAACUAUGUCGGCCCUUCCCAAGAAUUCCAAGAAAGUGAAUCACUUCAAUACACAGGUGAAUUGUACGAAAAUAAAUUGAAUCCAGAUAAUUUAUACGUAGAUGAAUUUUACCAAGAUGAAUCAUAUUUAAAUGAGUCAUACCAAGCUGAAUUAUACCUGGACGAACACUCUGAAGAACACCCUAAAGAAUACCCUGAAGAACGCCCUGAAGAACACCCUGAAGAGCGCCCUGAAAAGCGUCCUGAAGAACGCCCUGAAGAAUCGUGCCCUAAUGAAUCAUCAUCUCAAGG
Messenger RNA from Racocetra persica, 359 nucleotides. The record is from the annotation of a GenBank genome assembly. Lineage: Eukaryota; Fungi; Glomeromycota; Glomeromycetes; Diversisporales; Gigasporaceae.